Metarhizium brunneum ARSEF 3297 is the source of this 948-nucleotide messenger RNA. RefSeq lists its product as uncharacterized. The record is from RefSeq and is a predicted model, not a curated record. Lineage: Eukaryota; Fungi; Ascomycota; Sordariomycetes; Hypocreales; Clavicipitaceae.
AUGCUUAUCCUUAUCCCCGGCGUAACUGGCAACCUGGGCCAUCAUCUUGCCAAGGCUGCCCUUCAUCGUGGCCACCAGGUCCGAGGCAUGGGCCGCACCCCCGAAAAGUUGGAUUCAAACAUUCGGCCACAGCUUGAAUCCUUUGUCGUGGAAAGAAGUGGUGUAGAUCCGGGGUACGACGCGGCAUGCAAAGACGUCGAUGCCAUUAUUGUCGCCUGGGCGCCUAAAGCAGAGUUGAUUGUCGAUGCGCAGCUCAAGCUGCUACGUGCCGCUGAGCGAGCGGGUAUAAAGCGUUUCCACGCCUCGAGUUGGAACUUGGACUGGGAGAAUUUUCCCCUUGGCGAGAUCGAGACAUACGACAGCAUGUUGAUCUUUGCGACCCACGCUCGUUUGACCAGCACCAUCCGCCCUACUUACUCCUUGGUGGGCAUCCUCGCCAACACUCUCUUCGGUGUGCCGGGCGCAGGUGCCAUGGAAGGGGAGAAUGCUAUCUGGGCCCGAAACACCGACGGCACUCGACUUGUGCGCGUUAUGGGUGACGGCAACACCCGCGUGAACUAUUGUUCCGAGUCGGACGCGGCGAAUUUCAGCGUCGCGCUUAUAACGGGCGACUACGGCGAGACUGGUGGGUUUAAUCGGUUUUGCAGCGACAGCUUCACGUUUCAUGAGCUAGCAGCUGCGUUUGAGAAGGUCCGCGGCGGGAAAGUAGAUGUCACUCAAGUCAUGGGCCUUGACGAAUGCGAGAGACAGUGGCGUGGAAUGCGAGCUGAAAGUUUGAGAAAAGGAGAGUUGCGGCAGAAGUGGCGCGAGUUUGUCGGGCUGCAGUAUGCAUGGUACACGUUUGGCGGAUCGAGCGUCUCUGCGUUUGAGCCUGUUGAUGCGGCCAAGUGCCCCGAUGUGAGGAGGACGAGUAUUGUAGACUAUAUUCGUGAGAACGAGUAUGUCUAG